AUGAAGUAUUUCAUUUUCCUCAUUGUUAUAUUGUGCGUGCUGUAUUUACAACAGGCAGCAACGCAAGACGAGAGGCUGAACGGCGAGAAUAAUCAUAACCAAGGAAACGAAGAAAUGACACUUGUAACAGGAGGCACUUCGCGAUUCACCGAUCAAAUGGUUCUGCUCACCCCUGCUCUAAUGAGUCUCAGAUUGAUCCAUUAA
Molecule: messenger RNA, 204 nt
Organism: Fasciola hepatica (liver fluke)
Lineage: Eukaryota; Metazoa; Platyhelminthes; Trematoda; Plagiorchiida; Fasciolidae
Source: the annotation of a GenBank genome assembly